Messenger RNA from Musa acuminata AAA Group (dessert banana), 615 nucleotides. RefSeq lists its product as uncharacterized. Gene Ontology annotation, cellular component: cytoplasmic dynein complex. Gene Ontology annotation, biological process: microtubule-based process. Gene Ontology annotation, molecular function: dynein intermediate chain binding. NCBI's taxonomy places the organism in Eukaryota, Viridiplantae, Streptophyta, Magnoliopsida, Zingiberales, Musaceae. The transcript is spliced from 2 exons. The record is from RefSeq and is a predicted model, not a curated record. The coding region runs from base 134 to 415 and encodes 93 amino acids.
UUAUCCGAAAGGUGUCUGGUAGCAUUCAUUGCUUGGCACAUCACUCACUGUUCGCGAAUUCUGUGAGAGAAGGUCGAGUUCGUGCCAGUUUUGGGGUGUCCUAAGCACAGGCUCUUAACGCUUCACGGUCAGUAUGUUGGAAGGGAAGGCGACGAUCCAAGAAACGGACAUGCCAUUGGAGAUGCAGAUGCAGGCGAUGUCGUCGGCCUCCGAAGCCCUCGACCUCUUCGACGCCUUGGAUUGCAGGAACAUAGCCGGCCACAUCAAGAAGGAAUUUGACGUGGUAUAUGGGCCCGGUUGGCAGUGCGUCGUCGGUUCCAGCUUCGGCUGCUUCUUUACACACUCGCUAGGGACCUUCAUCUACUUUCAUUUGGAGACUCUCCAGUUCUUGAUCUUUAAAGGAGCCUCUGCAUAGUUUCACCAUUCCAUUAAAUCAGGAAUUAUGUGAUGUUUUCUUUUCUUUUCUUGGCCUCUUAUAUAUAUAUAUAUAUAUAUAUAUAGUUUUAUGUGUUGUUUUCCUUAUUCUUUUUCUUUGCCUCUUAUUUAUAUGUAUUGACUUAUAUAGUGAUAAGUUCUAAAAGGAUUUUAUAUAUAUUCAAGGUUGAUUUUAUAUUA